AUGUCAAACCGUCUUUGGUCAACAGUACUGCUCAACGACGUGCCCCCCGAGCACCCCCUGCCAGGUUUCAUCGAGCGCAUCACGCUGGGUCUCAGUCAGCAUCUCGGGAUCGAUGAACCUCCCCCGCCGCACUGGUGGAAGCACCAAUGCGUAUCCUACCAGGCCAACAACGAUCACUCUCAAGUGAUAGACGUCACGGCCAACAUCAUGCUUCCGCAGCCCAAUGGUUGCGGGAGCCCGCUCUUCUUCACGAUCAAUCUGGUAUCCGCGCUUGUUUUCGACCGCUUGCGCAACGUUCAGUUCCACGCGUCGCGUGCGGUGUACGAGGAUAUGCUCGGGCUGCAUCAGAUCUUCUCUAGCGAGGUCCGGCGUAAAUGGGAAGAGGCAAGCGCUCAGGCGCGUCAGGCUCAGCUGCACCAACACGAGCUGCGUCAAGAGCAACUCCGUCAAGAUCAACUGCAUCAAGAAAAAAUGCGCCAGGAUCAGCUCCGUCAAACCCAGCCCCGUCAAGAUCAGCCCCGUCAAGAUCAACUGCAUCAGUUUCAAGUUCACCAGCCUGUCGCAGUUCAGCCGGAUAACGAUAAAGCCACAGUGUCUUGGGAGUGCUCUUCAUGCGACGUUCCGUUCACCGAGCGUGUUUCUCUACCAGAGGAUGGACAUGCUAUUCCUCAGGGCGGAACACCGUGUGUCUGCGGAUCCGAAUCGUACUGUGACCCAUGCAUAUCCAAAAAGGCCCCUCGUUUCUGUGCUCGCUGCGGAUCUCCUUGCUGCGACGACUUCCGCUGCAUAUCAAGAGACGAGUGCACGGAGUGCGGUGCAGCAGACAACAUGUGCUCCAAGUGCCGCGACGAGAAUGAUGAGCAUCCUAUCAAGGACCUGGACGACUCGGAAGAGCUCACGACCAUCACGUACAUGUGCCCGCGUUGCGACAGAGAGUUUUGCAACCGGUGUUCUACUGUCAGCAGAUAUGCGAAGGUCAUGGUUGCGAUGCCCCGAUUUGUUUUGAGUGUCUUGCAUCGUCGAGAGCGUUACGGACAGCCUCAGCCUCAGCUAGCCAGCUCUGCCAAGCACACGACACGGCACCUGUCGACCGCAUAUAAGAGCGUCUUUCGUGCGUCUGUGAUUGGCGACAACCCCUCCGUUGAAUCCGUCAUGUACACCAAAGCACUCUUCGUUCUCGCUUUCUCAGCCUUAGCCGCGUCCGUCUCUGCGACAGCACCAGCGCCGAAGAUCACCCCCGCACCUUCCCUCAAACGCGAUUCCCCAACAUGCGGCUCCGACCCGGGUGCAUGGGUGCGGAGAUGCCUCGUCGACGCAAACGAUAGCAACGGCAACGCGUGCUCAGAGAACGACUUCACAUGCCUCUGCAACCAGAUCAACGCCAACGGCAACUUCGCCAUCUCCGAAGGCCGGUGCGUCUCGGACGGGUGUUUCAACAACCCCGGCGGCGGUGGCGGCUCGGCGGGGUACAGCUCGGCGUCGUCGUAUCAGGCUUCUUUCUGCUCUUCGGCCAUCGCAACUCCGUCCGGCACCGUUGUGACUUCGUCGCCGGCACCUACGUCUAGCGCUUAA
Molecule: messenger RNA, 1572 nt
Organism: Coniophora puteana RWD-64-598 SS2
Lineage: Eukaryota; Fungi; Basidiomycota; Agaricomycetes; Boletales; Coniophoraceae
Exons: 7
Coding region: 1-1572 (523 amino acids)
Source: RefSeq, a predicted model, not a curated record